Huiozyma naganishii CBS 8797 is the source of this 2244-nucleotide messenger RNA. RefSeq lists its product as uncharacterized. The transcript has a single exon. NCBI's taxonomy places the organism in Eukaryota, Fungi, Ascomycota, Saccharomycetes, Saccharomycetales, Saccharomycetaceae. The coding region runs from base 1 to 2244 and encodes 747 amino acids. The record is from RefSeq and is a predicted model, not a curated record.
AUGUCUGAUUCUACCUUUGAAGUCGAAUUGCAAUGUAUGGUAAACGGUUGCGAGCCCGGAAAUUCAUCGCCAGACGGUGUAGUCUAUUUGGACGGCAUUGCCGUCUGUGAGGGGCCCACACUUGACGGGCUGCUGCUCGCUGGGUGCCAAACUGACGGGAACGCGUUUCUUGAAAAAAUAGACCAUUUUCUCCUCACGGGAGAUUGCACUUUGAACUCGCUUGGAAGGAUGGAACACAGGGGAGUGACAAGUUUUUGGACCUCCGGAGCGGGCACGGUGCGGUACGUUCACGAGUCAACUACUUACGAGUAUAAUGUGCACACACGUAAUACCACUAUGGUUAGCACAGAGUCUCCGGUUGAUGCGAGAUUGCCCCCCUGGAUUGCCCAAGACACUUACAAACCAAAGUACUAUAAGUACCAUGAGAGUGGUAAAGUGUUGUUCGAAAUACGGAGAGAUCGCACCACGCAAGUGUUGGAGAAGAAGCCUAAAGAUUGCACCGUUUACACUUUUGACUCCCAUGUGAAGAAGUUCAAAGUGUACCCCUACCACAAUGACCAGUGGACCCACUACGUGGUAGUCUUAACUAGGGGGACAGUAGAGGCGUCCUUUUUCAGUCCAGAACAAGGACUGUUUCCAAUUGGAUGUCUUCACACUGUAUACCCAGCGAUCUACGAUAUUCAAUUUAUGAUUCAAGAGGGCAAAAAUGAUGACCUUCAAGUGUUACUAUUCACCAUUGAUGGGAGGGUCUUGGUAUACGAUAAAGACCUUACCACACGGCACCUCGUUAUCAGUUCACGAAAGGGAAAACUUUUAUUCAAGGUCACAAACGACACAAAGAGUGUCUGCAUACUCUACAAUCGCGAUGAACUGAUUAUCGUGCGGUCUACAAACUCAAAACAUGAUUCUUUUGCCGAUAUGAAAACAUAUUACAAAAGGGUAAGACUUCAAGUACGCCCGGUCUACGUUCGAUACUGCGUUGAUACUAAAGAGUUUUUUCUUUUAGAUGAGCAGGGAACUUUGCAUUCCAUUACCAUAAGGGAAGGUGUUUUGGAUCCUUCCAAACCGGCAAGAAGUCGAUUUGAUUUAUCUUUAGCUAUCCCCAUCAAACUGAUUGCUGUUGACUGUAAUCCACGUUUGAUAGUAGCAGUAACGAGAACGAAACAAAGCUUUCCGGACUUAAUAUUGUUUGAUUCAGUUGGAAUGAAAAAGUUAUUCAAAACGACAGUUUGCAAAGCAAGAUCCACUAAUAUACUUUUGGAAUCGAUCCCUACAGACUACGGCUUGAGUAAAUCUUCUGCGUGCCAAUAUUUUGUUUUUUACUUUAUCAAGUUAGGCACACCUCAGCUAGCAUUAUUAAAAUAUAAAGGAGGGAAGAUCCACAUUCUCUCAAUUGAAGAAACGUCGUGUUUGGCUUCUUCUAUUCUAGUGAAUUCCAUAGACAAAAAUAAAAUUGUCGUGCAUCUCGUUGGUAAUAUGGUAGAAUCGUAUAACUUUUCGGAAAGCGGAUCGCAACACAACAAAACCCUAACCAAGAUUUCACCCAUAGCCGAGAAAACACACCAAAAAGAUAUGCCAUUUAUGACCGGUGCUUAUAUGGAGGAUAAGGACAUAGUCCUGAUUAAUGCUUUUAGUGGGUGCCAAACUGGUAGUUCCUCAGACAAUCACGCCGCAGGUAAUCACCCAUUGAACCAUUUCACACAAAAGAGGUUCUUACUUAAUGGUAUCAUUACAAAAGCCGCUCAUAAACAUGUCAACGAUUUGGAAACCGCAGUCCAGUACCCACAUCAAGGAACAUAUCAUGAACCGUGCAAUGGAUUGGACUUUGCUAUGAUAACGAGGGGGGGUAACCGGCAGCAAUCUGCGUCUAAAAGAACAUUCGUUUGCAUGGCCACUUCGGAAAACUGUAUAAUAAUUACGGUGAACGAAAAGGAAGCUGAUUCUCCGUUGAUGUCAACGUUUCAGCCGCAUUUGAGGGUCGAAACUCCUGAAGCGAUUGUAAAUGUGGUUCCGCUUCCAAAUGGGUUUGUGGGAAGCAUGUUUAAUGGCAAUCAGGGUGCCAAAAGACCGCUCUUCCUUUUAUUUGGAGAGUACGGCAGAAUAUUUUUGCUUGCAACGACGGUUCACGGAGAAAAUAACCCCUCUAAAUGCGGCAAAGAUGGGUCUCUAGGAAGCUGUCUUGAUACAGUCAGUUUGGGUGUAUCAUCAUCUAUUCAUUUGAGGGCAUCUCCAGCAGCCAUAUAA